Messenger RNA from Penaeus vannamei (Pacific white shrimp), 1230 nucleotides. The record is from RefSeq and is a predicted model, not a curated record. Lineage: Eukaryota; Metazoa; Arthropoda; Malacostraca; Decapoda; Penaeidae.
UUCCCCCUCGGCCCCCCUGCCUGACCUCAACCGCCCCCUCCCCACGAAGCCCGAUUGCGAAGCCUGUGACCAAGCCCCCUGGGUCCCCAUGGAUGUUUCCGGCCCCGUCAUCGCUCCCGUGGCCCCUGUGGCUCCUGUUGCCCCCGUCAUCGCUCCUGUUGCCCCUGUUGCUCCUGUUCUGCCCGUCGCCCCCGUGGGUCCUGCUCCCAUUGACUCCGUCGAGGUUGGCCGCGAAGUGUCGGCUCCUGGGAUCAUUGAGAUCUCCCCCCCGGCGCCCGCUAUCGACAUCAGGUUUAACACAGACACCCCUAUUGAGGACGAACCCAUUUUCAUUGUAGAAGAUGCCUCUCGUGACCCCCGCGUGAUCGAAGGCGGUGUGGCCCUUCCUGUCCUGAAUAACGAGGUCUUCAUUGUAAACGAAGAACCCGCCACGGAAUCCUUUACAGUGGUUUCUGAUCCUAUUGACGAGCCUGUCUUCAUCACCGAAGAUGUCGCAGCUCCAGCAAUCACUCUUCUCCCUGAGGAUUCUGUACGAAAUUCUUUUGAUAUCGUUACUGUAGACGCUCCAGUGACCGUUGACGAUGUCUUGACCGGCGCCCCCCUCCCCGACAUCACCUACUCCCUCUCGGAGCCCCAGAUCAUCAGCGACGGCCAGCCCAUCUUCCUCAGCUCCUCCGAAGGAUCUCCAGGACUCCCCGAGCUGGUGUCCGUGUCCGGCCCUGCAGUCCAUCGGCGAGCCCACCAUCGUGUCCGUGUCCCAGCCCGAGGUGCUGUGUCCGAGCCCGACGUCCCGGCCGUGUACGAGACCCCGGCGACCUUCCAAGACCCCGUCCUCGUCGAGAACCCGGUGACCAUCCAGGACUUCCUCGCGUCCGACGAGCCGAUCGCCUUCGACACCGCCAUCCCCGACACCGCCAUCCGCGUCGGGGCUUCCAGGACGUCACCACCGUCGGCCAAGCGCAGUUCGUGGACGAGACCUUCGGCGCCCCCCAGGAGCCCCAGUCCCUCGGCGUGUCCCUGCCCGAGAUCGCCUCCGUGUCCCAGCCCGAAGUCGUGUCCGUGUCCCAGCCCGAGAUCCUGACCGUGUCCCAACCGGAAGAGCAGAGCCUACUGACGGCGACUCUGCUUGAUCCAGCUGGCGACGCCCCUUUCUCCGUCAUCCAGCUCCAAGAUGCCCAACCUCCUACCCAAUCCUUCCUUCCCGAUAUUCGAUCCCAAGGGGUUCCUCAG